Molecule: messenger RNA, 918 nt
Organism: Echinococcus granulosus
Lineage: Eukaryota; Metazoa; Platyhelminthes; Cestoda; Cyclophyllidea; Taeniidae
Product: Serine/threonine-protein kinase rio2
Exons: 4
Coding region: 1-918 (305 amino acids)
Biological process (GO): maturation of SSU-rRNA
Cellular component (GO): preribosome, small subunit precursor; cytosol
Molecular function (GO): protein serine/threonine kinase activity; ATP binding
Source: RefSeq, a predicted model, not a curated record
AUGAGUUUCUUGGCGGACACGGUACCCCUUUGCAAGGUCCUACCCACCACUCUCCGCGCCGAUGACGCCAUCCUUGCCAGCGCGCUCUACACCCAGGCUGCGGACAUCCUUUCCACUAUUACUCGCAACGGUCUAAUUCAUGGUGACUUCAACGAGUUUAACCUUCUCGUACAUGGAUUGGUGAAAAAUGAUGGUGAAGAAGUUGAGACGGAUGCAACGAUAACGACAAAGAUAGCGAUAGAAGCAAAGCUAAUUCUCAUUGAUUUUCCUCAGAUGAUCAGUCGCGAUCACCGGACCGCUCAGGAGACAUAUGAACGGGAUUUGAAUGGGAUUGUCAAUUUCUUCAGUAGAUUCCUAGAAAUUCCUCCGACGGAUGUCCCUCCCCGCUCCCUCGCUGAUGUCCCUCGAACUGGAAAUAUGGAUGUGGAGCUAAAGGCUCCAGGCUACCCCAACCAAAAGCCUCAAAAAAAGACCGAGAGUGGCCUCCGUCGAGGGCGCAUAGACGAUUCAGAGCUCCUUGUUGGCACAGUUGCGGCUCUCGCUCUCAGCAGUGAUGACGACAGUGCUUCAGAAACGGACACAAACGAGGAGCAAGACGUGAGUGACGAAGACAUCCAUGACAGCGAGGAGGCCCUAACUUCCCACAUUUCUCAAACAUCUCAAUCAGAUGAGGGCGAGGGAAACGAGGAUGAAUUUGUGAAGGAAAACACCACCAUCAAUACUAGCUUCGUCAAGGGAAGGAAGGCCACCUCCCCAAUGGUAAUCAGUCGCGAAGAAGUGAGAGAACGAAGGAAGCGGGAAGGGAGAAAACGGAUUCAGAAUGAGUUCCGCCUGAGGAUUAAGCGCCAGCAGCGCGCCAGUGUCAAAAGCAAGGGUCGAGCAGAGAUAGCAGCCGAGACGCGCCUUUUUAUCCAAUAA